CGCAUGAUACGGAUGUACUUGGAUUCAACUAUGCUGCUGGCCCAGCGCCUUUGCUGCUAGUUACUGUUUAACUCGAGUCUGCCCCAUGCCACUUAGGGCAGAAAGACAAACAAAUUUGGGAAAGUCCCAGGACUUGGCCUUCACUUGAGCUUCUGCGAGCAGCUUUAUCUGAGCAUUGCAGUGGUUGAAUAGGUCAGAUCGAGUAGCCCCGUGGCCUGAAGGGCGCUGCUGGGGCAGACCUGAGGGAGGAAUUGCUUUACCACCUCUGCUCUUACUGCAGGCCCCUCUUCCAGGUCAGACACGGAAAAGGAGUGUCUGCGCCCUUUUCUCUCGUGGAGUACAUCACCAGGACGCAGCAUUUGUCGGAAGAGUCUGUGAAACCCUCUCUCUACCCAGAGCUCCAGGACCAAUGCAUCUUUCCAUCGCCCUAAACCACUGGUGAAUAGCAGUGCCGAGCCCCAGUUGCAAAAGACUUGUCCUGUCACCACCAUGAGCUCUGAAUGUGACGUUGGCGCUUCUAAAGCCGUGGUGAACGGGUUGGCACCAGGCAGCAAUGGGCAGGACAAAGCAACCACCGACCCCUCACGCGCACGCUCUAUUUCUGCUGUUAAAAUAAUUCCUGUGAAGACAGUGAAAAGCUCUCCAGGCCUAGUACUCCCUCCAGACAUGGAUCCUACAAAAGUUUGCACUGGGAAGGGAGCCGUGACUCUCCGGGCCUCAUCCUCCUACAGGGACACCCCAAGCAGUAGCCCUGUGAGCCCUCAGGAAAGCCCACAAUACGAAAGCAAACCAGUGCUGGAGUCAGAGAAUCCCCCAGCAGAUGAGUGGCGGCUUUCUUCCAGUGCUGAUGCCAAUGGAAACGCCCAGCCGUCUUCACUCGCUGCCAAGGGCUACAGAAGCGUGCACCCCAACCUUCCUUCCGACAAGCCCCAGGACGCCACUUCCUCCAGCCCAGCCCAGCCUGAGGUCAUAGUUGUCCCUCUCUACCUGGUUAAUACUGACAGAGGGCAAGAAGGCACUGCCAGACCUCCAGCACCUCGGGGGCCACUGGGCCCCCCAGUCCCGGCGGCCGCCCCUGCCGGCUCACCUCUGACCUUCCCGACUCUAGAUGAUUUCAUUCCCCCUCAUCUGCAGAGGCGGCCCCACCACAGCCCGCCAGCCAGCGCUCCGGGCCCCCACCCCCCUGUUAGCCAGACACCACCAUCCUUCUCACCACCGCCUCCGCUGGUCCCCCCAGUCCCGGAGGGCCUGCACAGCGUCUCGGAGCCUGACCUCACGGGAGCUGUUUCAAGUACCGAUUCAAGUCCUCUGCUAAAUGAAGUUCCUUCAUCUCGUGUUAGAACUGAUUCCCAAACCUUUGCACCAGUCAGCAAGCCAUCCUCUGCCUAUCCCUCCACGACCAUUGUCAAUCCCACUAUUGUGCUCUUGCAACACAACCGAGAACAGCAGAAACGACUCAGUAGCCUGUCAGAUCCUGUGUCAGAAAGAAGAGGGGGAGAACGGGACUUGGCAACAACCCAGGAAAAACCCGCCUCUCCUGGCAGGUCCCCUGACAAAAAGGCCAAGGAUGACAGCAGGCGGGUGGCUGAGAGCACGCAGGGCCUGAGCGAUGUGUCCAUGGACGAAGUGGGCAUCCCACUCCGGAACACCGAGAGAUCCAAAGACUGGUACAAGACCAUGUUUAAGCAGAUCCACAAACUAAACAGAGACACUCCUGAAGAAAACCCUUAUUUCCCUACGUACAAAUUCCCUGAACUUCCUGAAAUCCAGCACAAUUCUGAAGAGGACAGUCCUUACACUCCUACCUACCAGUUUCCUGCAUCUACUCCUAGUCCUAAAUCUGAAGAUGAUGAUUCAGAUCUGUACUCUCCUCGAUACUCCUUUUCUGAAGAUACAAAAUCUCCCCUUUCUGUGCCUCGCUCAAAAAGUGAGAUGAGCUACAUUGACGGUGAGAAGGUAGUUAAGCGGUCAGCCACACUUCCCCUCCCGGCCCGCGCUUCCUCCCUGAAAUCAGGCCCAGAAAGAAACGACUGGGAGCCCCCAGAUAAGAAAGUGGAUACAAGGAAAUACCGUGCAGAGCCCAAAAGCAUAUACGAGUAUCAGCCGGGCAGGUCUUCCGUUCUGAACAACGAAAAGAUGAGUCGGGAUAUAAGCCCUGAAGAGAUAGAUUUAAAGAAUGAACCUUGGUAUAAAUUCUUUUCGGAAUUGGAGUUUGGGAAACCGCCUCCCAAAAAGAUAUGGGAUUAUACUCCUGGAGACUGCUCUAUCCUUCCUAGAGAGGAUAGAAAGACUAACCUAGAAACAGAGCUCAGCCUCUGCCGCACAGAGUUAGAGGCAGACGUAGGAAAAACGGAGACGCUUAGUAAAGCAGCCGGUGCAGACCUGGCGCAGAGCUCAGCAGUCAGCCCCACUCCGGAAAUGUCUUCAGAGCCUCCUGGAUAUAUAUAUUCUUCCAACUUCCACGCAGUGAAGAGGGAAUCCGAUGGGGCUCCCGGCGACCUCGGGAGCCUGGAGAAUGAGAGGCAGAUUUAUAAAAGCGUCCUGGAAGGUGGAGACAUCCCUCUCCAGGGCCUCAGUGGGCUCAAGCGCCCGUCCAGCUCGGCCUCCACGAAAGUGGAUCGUAAAGGUGGGAAUGCUCACAUGAUUUCUUCAUCUUCAGUUCAUAGCCGAACGGUUAACACUAGCAAUGCCUUAGGCCCUGUGUGUAAGCACAAGAAACCUCUGUCUGCUGCAAAAGCCUGCAUUUCAGAAAUCCUCCCCUCCAAGUUCAAGCCCAGGCUCUCCGCUCCCAGCGCUCUUUUGCAGGAACAGAAGAGCGCCCUGUUGCCAUCAGAAAAGGCUCAGAGCUGUGAGAACCUUUGUGUUUCUGUUUCUUUGAACGGUUCCAAGAGAGGGCUCCCCCUCCAGGUGGGUGGGAGCAUCGAGAACCUGCUCAUGCGCUCCCGGCGGGAUUACGACAGCAAGUCGAGCAGCACCCUGAGCCUGCAGGAGUACGGCUCCAGCUCCAGCGCCAGGAGGCCCUGCCCGCUCUCGAGGAAGGCGGGGAUGCAGUUCACCAUGCUCUACCGGGACAUGCACCAGAUCAACCGAGCGGGCCUCUUCCUGGGCUCUGCCUCCUCCUCCAGCGUGCGGGACCUCGCCUCCCAUUUCGAGAGGAGCAGCCUGGCCCUGGCCAGGGGCGAGCUGGGCCCCAGCCAGGAGGGCUCGGAGCACAUCCCCAAGCACACCGUCUCCUCCCGCAUCACGGCCUUUGAGCAGCUGAUCCAGCGGUCACGGUCCAUGCCGUCCCUGGACCUGUCAGGCAGGCUGAGCAAGUCCCCCACGCCCGUGCUGUCCCGGAGCGGCCUGACCGCAGCCCGCUCCGCCGAGUCCCUCCUGGAGUCCACCAAGCUCCGGCCCCGGGAGGUGGAUGGGAUAAACCCCGGGGGGGUCUACGCCUCCCCAACGUGCAGCCGCCUGGUGGACUCCCCCUUGGGGUUCAGGGGCCUGGCGCCUUCUGAGCCCCUCUCCACCUGCUCCGACGAGCUCGACCACUGCUCCAACGUCUCCAGUGACAGCAGGGAGGGCAGCGGCAGCAGUGUUCAUGGAGACUUCCCCAAACACCGCCUCAACAAGUGCAAGGGCACCUGCCCGGCCUCCUACACCCGCUUCACCACCAUCCGCAAGCACGAGCAGCAGGCCUCCCGGCAGCCCGACUGGCGCCCGGACUGCAGAGGGGAUCGCAGCGCGCUCCUCAGGAACAUCUACCUGAUGAGCCCCCUCCCCUUCCGGCUGAAAAAGCCCCUCCAGCACCACCCCAGGCAGCCUGCCCCUGGGGACUUCUCGGGCCCCCCGGCGGGCCGGAAGCCAGACCUCCCCGGUCAGCCCCAGCAGGACGAGCCCCACGCUGGGGGGAAGCCCUCGGUGCCCAAGCGCCUGUCUUCCCGACACACCAUGGCCAGGCUGGGCCGGACCGCAGAGCCCCCUCAGGAGAGACCCGCGGUCCCAGAGGACUGCGUGGGGGCCUUUGAUAAUGGGAACCCCGUGCCGUACUCAGACCACAGCCUGGACAGAAACAACAACCCACCCAGUGAGCUGGGAGCAUCCCACGGAGAUUCAGAAUCACCAAGACAUUUUAUACCAGCUGACUACUUGGAAUCCACAGAAGAAUUCAUCCGAAGGCGUCAUGAUGAUAAAGAAAAACUUUUAGCGGACCAGCGACGACUUAAGCGUGAGCAAGAAGAGGCCGAUAUUGCAGCUCGGCGCCACACGGGUGUCAUUCCAACGCACCAUCAGUUUAUCACUAAUGAGCGCUUUGGGGACCUCCUCAAUAUAGACGAUACGGCAAAAAGGAAAUCUGGGUCAGAGAUGAGACCUGCCAGAGCCAAAUUUGACUUCAAAGCUCAGACACUGAAGGAGCUUCCUCUGCAAAAGGGAGACAUUGUUUACAUUUAUAAGCAGAUCGACCAGAACUGGUACGAAGGCGAGCACCAUGGCCGGGUGGGCAUCUUCCCACGCACCUACAUCGAGCUUCUUCAUCCUGCGGAGAAGGCUCAGCCCAAAAAGUUGCCACCGGUGCAGAUCUUGGAAUACGGAGAAGCUAUCGCAAAGUUCAACUUCAAUGGGGAUACGCAAGUAGAAAUGUCCUUCAGGAAGGGUGAGAGGAUCACGCUGCUCCGACAGGUAGACGAGAACUGGUACGAAGGGAGGAUCCCGGGGACGACCCGGCAAGGCAUCUUCCCCAUCACCUACGUGGACGUGAUCAAAAGGCCACUGGUGAAAAACCGGGUGGAUUACAUCGACCUGCCUUACUCCUCCCCAAGUCGUAGUGCCACCGCGAGCCCACAGUUUCCCAGUCACAGCAAGCUCAUCCUGCCAGCCCCCCCAUCUCUGCCUCACCCCCACCGAGCCCUGUCCCCUGAGAUGCAGGCUGUCACCUCGGAGUGGAUCUCACUGACGGUGGGGGUCCCAGGCCGGCGUCCUCUGGCCCUGACCCCACCUCUGCCUCCUCUGCCAGAGGCGUCUGUCUAUUACACUGACCACCUUGCCUUUUUGACAAGGCCUAGUCCCUCCCUGUCCCUCAGCCUCCCCCAUUCGAGCUGGUCGGGUCGAUCUACCCCCCACUCGAUUGUCUCCCCGCUGGCCCUCCCUGCUCCCCACCAAGCCUACUCCCCAGUGCCUGGUGCCCAGACUUCCCUUCACGUCAACGGAGACAGUGGCAGCCACAGGCCCCCUCCAGGCUUCCCGCAGGGCAGCUUCUCCCAGCCUCUGCUUGGGAGCCCUGAUAGAGUCAUCUCCGAGCUUAGCAACGCCUUUAGCAGCCAGGGCCCGUGGCGAGAAGAAAGCAGACAGUACGAAAGGAAAGCAGAGAGGGAGGCAGGUGAGAGAUGCCUGGGCGGACCCACGAUCUCUAAGAAGAGCUGCUUGAAACCUUCAGACGUGGUCAGGUGCCUGAGCACCGAACAGAGACUCUCAGACCUCUGCACCCCCGAGGAGAGCCAGCCCAGCCAGGCCCUGGGCAGCCCUUUCCCGGGCAGGGAGGCUGAGCAGACAGAGCCGCGUAGAGGUGGCGAGCAGGCUGAGCGGAAGGCUGCUCGGAGUGGUGUGCGCCAGCAACCUCAAGCCCAGCAGCGAAGAGUCACCCCAGACAGGAGCCAAGCCUCACAAGAUUUAUUUAGCUACCAAGCAUUAUAUAGCUAUAUACCACAGAACGAUGAUGAGUUGGAACUCCGAGAUGGAGAUAUUGUUGAUGUCAUGGAAAAGUGUGACGAUGGAUGGUUUGUUGGCACUUCAAGAAGGACCAGGCAGUUUGGCACUUUCCCAGGCAACUAUGUAAAGCCUUUGUAUCUGUGAGAAGACUGAAAAUCGCAGAGAUGAUUUUUACCGGAGGAUGAAGCAUAACCCAUGAACUGGUCUCUUGAUUUGAAAGUUGAGUCAGUAGGAAAA
Messenger RNA from Myotis davidii, 5925 nucleotides. RefSeq names its product sorbin and SH3 domain containing 1 (gene SORBS1). The coding region runs from base 490 to 5832 and encodes 1780 amino acids. Gene Ontology annotation, cellular component: nucleus; cytoplasm; cell-substrate junction. The transcript is spliced from 34 exons. Gene Ontology annotation, molecular function: protein binding. Gene Ontology annotation, biological process: cell-substrate adhesion. Lineage: Eukaryota; Metazoa; Chordata; Mammalia; Chiroptera; Vespertilionidae. The record is from RefSeq and is a predicted model, not a curated record.